Molecule: messenger RNA, 726 nt
Organism: Cygnus olor (mute swan)
Lineage: Eukaryota; Metazoa; Chordata; Aves; Anseriformes; Anatidae
Gene: STMP1
Product: short transmembrane mitochondrial protein 1
Exons: 3
Coding region: 199-348 (49 amino acids)
Source: RefSeq, a predicted model, not a curated record
GCUGGUGGAAGCGUCCCCCCGAGCCUCUGCCCUGCCGGGGAGGCCCAAAACGAGGACCGAGACCGUGGGGCCGCCCAGGGGCGCGGGCGUUGGUGGGCGCACCCGUCCCCGCGGCGAUGAGGGCGGGCCGGGACCCGGAAGAGGAGCUGCCGCCGACCGCCUGACUUCCCAGGCAGGCAGGCAGAACGGGCGGGCGCCAUGCUGCAGUUCUUGCUUGGUUUUACUCUUGGCAAUGUGGUUGGGAUGUAUCUGGCUCAGAACUAUGAUAUUCCUAACAUUGCAAAGAAGCUUGAAGAUUUUAAGAAGGAUGUGGAAGCUAAGAAGAAACCUCCCAGUGACAAGUCCUAAGGAAGCGGUGUUACCCAAGUCACCUCUGUGCAUGCAUCAAGGAUGCAAUUUAUCUUUCAGGCAACAAAGAUCAAGCAGAGGUUUGGCAUGGGAGCUUCCUCCGCUUUUAGUCUCCUAGAGCCAGAAUGUCCUGUUUUGAAAAAGCAACCAUGAACUUUUUGUGGGACUGAUUUUCAAGGGUUUCAGAAUUUUGGAUUUGCAAUGAUAUGACUGGAUAAGAUCACUUGUACUUUUCGUUAUUGCUUUUCCUAAUAUUUUAUAGCACGUUUUUACCUGAUCCAACUGGAGAAUAGUAUUAGUCCUGUUAUUAUGUAUACCUCAUACUUUGUAAUACCCUAAGUCUUAGAAUACCGCAAAAGAAAUUAAAUGCAUCGUGAA